GGGAUAUGGGCGGAUGUUAUCGGCGUGGCACCCUCGUGGGCGGGACUGACAGGUUGGAGAGGAAAAGAAAAAGAAGGCGAGUGGCUCAGGCAAAACGAUGGCUGCAAUCCGAAAGAAACUUGUGAUAGUCGGGGAUGGAGCUUGUGGGAAGACCUGCCUUCUCAUAGUGUUCAGCAAGGAUCAGUUCCCUGAGGUUUAUGUGCCCACCGUGUUUGAAAACUAUGUUGCAGAUAUUGAGGUGGACAGCAAGCAGGUGGAGCUGGCUCUGUGGGACACAGCGGGUCAGGAGGACUAUGACCGACUAAGGCCACUCUCCUAUCCAGACACAGACGUCAUCCUCAUGUGCUUCUCCAUCGACAGCCCUGACAGUUUAGAGAAUAUCCCAGAGAAGUGGACCCCUGAGGUCAAACACUUUUGUCCUAAUGUACCCAUCAUUCUCGUGGGAAACAAGAAAGACCUGCGAAAUGAUGAGCAUACACGUCGGGAGUUAGCAAAGAUGAAACAGGAACCAGUGAAGCCAGAGGAGGGGAGGGACAUGGCUAACCGCAUCAAUGCCUUUGGUUAUUUGGAGUGCUCAGCCAAGACGAAAGACGGCGUCAGGGAGGUGUUUGAGAUGGCCACUAGGGCGGCGCUGCAGGCCAAGAAACGAGGCAAGAAGAAUGCCUGUCUUCUGCUAUAGAGUGCUGGGAGAGACGGGAGUGGGAGGGAAGGGGAAAACAAACCAGGCCAAGGAAAAAAGUAUGCAUCCCUCUUCUCUGUCUGCCUUCACACUAAGACGGGCAAGAUUUCACGGGGAUUAGGGAUGGGGGAGAAAAAAAGACAACCCAGGCCAAAGGAAAUAAGAGAUGAGAGGUCAAAUGCGAUGGAAAAAACCAGAGUAAACACAUUAAAGGCCAAGGUGAUUGCUGUUAGCUUUCAAAUGACUAAUCGUGUGGUUAAGAUUUUUCAUUAGACCCUCAACUACGAGAAGGUAAAGAGAAAAGAACAUCACUCAAACCUUACAAAGUGUGGUUAGUGCACUUAGGCAGGCCUGCCCGUUCUCUGAUGGGAGGAUGUUGAAGAUUGAUUUUCUCUUUGGCCCUAAACCUCAGCACUAUCGUUCUGGUCGAGACAAGUUCCAGAAGAGAUCAGGGGCAUCACAUUGUAUCCAAAAAAUUAUAUCCUUGCCCAACUUUUGUCAGACUUCCAUGGCUUGCAGUGUGUCUGUGCUUGUCUUUCAGUUCUGUCCAAUCAUUCCAUAGGUGUUUUUAUUUUCUUUGUUUUCCCCUAUGGAUAAACAGACCACCCUAACUUCAUGUGGACCGGCCUUUCUCUUUUACAAACCAGUGGUCCACAAUUAUAGUUCAUUUGAUACAAUUUUCAUUAAUUUAAAAAGCUAAAAGUUUUUAUUUUCAUUUGACCAUAAGUACAUUGGAUUAAAUACUUGGAUAAUGAGACCAACUGAUUUGAGUGUUUUAUAUAAGCUUGUUCAUGUAUUAAUGAAGAAUUUAGUUGAUGCUUAGUUGGGCUCUCGGGUCAGAAUAUUUUAUUGAGUUGAUGUGGACUGUCAGACACACUGUCAGGGUUAGAGAAGGCGUAGGAGUCUGUGUGCAGUUUGAUGUACAGCCUUCUACAAAUUGGCUUAUUCCUCUUUAAGAUGAAUUGCCUGCAUGCCAGGCAGUUAUUGGGACUGUUUUUAAAAUUUAUUGACUUGUUUUUGCCUUUCUGCCAGUCCACUCACGAUGUGUCUAGAACUAUUCUUUUCCUGUUUCAUUUUCUGUUGUACUUUAUUUUAACUUUGUGAUAUUCUACUGGCUUAUCGUUUUUGUAUUAGUUGCACAUAUUUUGAAAAAAAAAAAAAAAAAAA
This is a messenger RNA of Myripristis murdjan (pinecone soldierfish), 1846 nucleotides long. RefSeq names its product rho-related GTP-binding protein RhoA-C. The record is from RefSeq and is a predicted model, not a curated record. Gene Ontology annotation, biological process: small GTPase-mediated signal transduction. The coding region runs from base 98 to 679 and encodes 193 amino acids. The transcript is spliced from 5 exons. Gene Ontology annotation, molecular function: GTPase activity; GTP binding. Lineage: Eukaryota; Metazoa; Chordata; Actinopteri; Holocentriformes; Holocentridae.